Molecule: messenger RNA, 18521 nt
Organism: Xyrichtys novacula (pearly razorfish)
Lineage: Eukaryota; Metazoa; Chordata; Actinopteri; Labriformes; Labridae
Source: the annotation of a GenBank genome assembly
CCCUAUUUCUCUGCAUCGACGAGGCGCUUCAAGCAACUUUCACAUCCGUUUAAUGCUUUCCUCUUUUUCGAUCAUGAAUCCACAGGGGGAGAGAAAAAAACGACCAAGUGAGCACCAGUAACGUAAAGGUAAGGCUCAUUUUCGGUCGUUUUUCGGUUGCGUUAUUAGGUUUUGAAAAAUCGAGAUUAGUUUGAUUUUAUUUAACUAGUGCUUGAACAACCUUAAUCUCUUUUAAAUUCACUUGAGCUAUAGAUGGAUGAAUCAUAAAGUACUCAUACUUGAAAACUGGGUUACACACAUGAUUUAGCGGUGUGAUGGAUAUAAUAUUGAGUUCAGGUGAACUCCAACAGCGCACCUCAUUUAUCCUCUUUCCUUGAAUUGGCAGUGUCUUAAGCAUGAAAUAUGACACCGUAAUUAACCUUUUAGAGGAACUCGUUACAAAACAGUGUGUGUGAGACCGAUUAUUCCCGACAGACACUGGUUGAUGAGGAUGAUUUGAAGCGUAAUAAUGGGGCUGUGAAGGCAAUAGUGCAUCCCUCCACAGGGGUAAUCUGCUGUUUCAGUGCAUGACAAAUGUGCCUUGUCCCCUCACUAAAGAGUUUCUAUAUCAUCCAUGACCAACAGAAAUUUUCUUUUGCCACCAGCGGGUCUGUGGUUCUCUCAGGCUGAACGACAUCAUUUAAACACAAUCAGGAGUCAUUUCUUCACUGCAGGGAGAAGUUAAUAGGUCGUGAGUGCCCUUGCAGCACAUAGCUUCUUGAGAUAGAAAGAUACCAUGUAAUGAUAAUAAAACACAUGACUUAAAAAAAAGAAAAGCUUUCUUUUGCAAAAUGUCCUUUAAUCAAUCUGCUCAUUGCACUUGUUGAGUCCACCUAAUGAAAAACACAUUCAAGGUUUGCUUUGGACAAUUAAAUCAUGCUUUUCCGCAAAGAUGGGGUUAUAUGUGAACACAAUGGGAUAUCUCCUCUCAAACAAUUACCACCAAAAAUGUGAUUAAAUACAUCAAACUGAAGUACUUCUUGUCAAUCUAGUGUGGAGUGUAAUGUUUGUGAUUGAGGCUGCAGGUUGACAUGGACAGAAUUACUAAAAUGUGGAAGAAAGUGCAGAGAGUGACAGCAGUUAUUAUAGCAGGGGUUCUUAAUAAACUGACACAACAAGAAAAAUCACUGCCUCUGUAAAGUUAGACUCCCCCCCCCCCAACACACACACACACACACACACACACACACACAUACACACAGAUUUAUUGAUGCUACAGCUACAGGCAGCUUGAUGUGAGCAACUCUCCAGUCCAAGACACAAUCUCCAAGGGUAAAUUGGAGUUUUUCAUACCUAAUUAGUGCUAUUGCUUAUUAACAGCAGAUGCUGUAAUUACAGAGCAGACCAGCUCAGAUAUUUGCAUUAGGUAAAAUACAUUAAUUCUAUGCUAGCUGAAAUAAUAGUUAUCUGAGUCAGUACCAUUUUAAAUGGAUUUUUUAAUUGAGUCAUUAAGAGUCAAAUAAAUAGAGUUAUACCAUUUAAUUCAAUACGUAACGGAUAAGUAACACUUAUCUGUUUUAUUCUGUAGAUCAUAACAGGAUUUAUAUCAAACACAAGCCAGCAACAGUUGAUAAACUGCAAAAUUAAGAUGGGAGAAAGCCUGUUAUUUGAGAGGAUCAUUUUGGAGGAUGUUAACUGGACAGCAGCCACACUGACAAGGCUGCCUGCAGUGUCUGCAGAUAUUUUUGCUUAACUUAUUUAUUGACAAUAUGAGCACAGGCAUUUACUAAAAUGCUAUCAACUGGCCUGAUCAUAAGCCUCAGCUAAUCAAUCUGUGUUUUAAUUCUCAGUAUUAUAUUGUCACACCAUACUUUGCAGGUGUGUACUCUCUCAAAGUAACUUCUGUGAAAUAAAGCUCCUGCAAAUACUCAGGACAGGAUACAACAGACCGGCCUUAAAAGUGUAAUCAAAACCACAUGUGUUUCUGUGAUAACGGAUGAAAUUUUAGGUUUCUCACAGCCAUUUUUUGUGAGAAAAAGCGAAUACUAAAACAUGGAGAAAACAAAUCAAUUUUACAGCCCUGGUUAGAAAAAAAUACAAAGAUUACUGUCACUUUAGCGAGCAACAUGGUGAGUGUAAUAUGCUCAGCAACAUGACAAAAAUGUCACAAAAGUGUUCGAUAGUGAAUCAAGAAGCUGUCUCAGACAUGUCACUUUGAUAAAUAACACUUUUAACAAGACAAAAAAGCAUAAUUUUAGAUUUUUUUACCAUGAAUCUACCUACAGCGGAGACAGGCACAGAUCUCCAAACUUAGGAAAGAAAUGUUAUUUACUGACACUAAUGUGAAGACUGAUGACUGUGCAAGUCCAAGACAAAGUUCCCGAGGGUGACCUCCUGUGUUGCACCAAAAAGUGUCACACUGAACGGUGUCCUAUCGUGACGUGUCAUGAUAUUUUGUGAUGUCUCUUGUUGCAUUGUCCUGUCAUAAACCAUCUCAAUUCAUGCUGCGUUUCGUGUGUGAACAUAACCCAAAAUAGAAGAAGCCUUGACUACAGCAGCUUUACCUCCUCUAGUAUUUUUCAAGGGCUCUCUUUACUCCCUCUCCGUACUGCAGUAACUGUUAAAAAUUUGAAUUGCCGGUUCAAGUGGGGCACAGCAAUCACAGGAGUGGCAGGUUUGUUUUCAUCAGGCUUUUCUGCAUCCCCCAGUGUCUGAAACAGGUGUACGAGCUACCCCUCAGUGCCUGCAUAAGACUGGGCUUUCAUCUUAUUGUAAUGUAAGCCCAUGAGGAGGGAGACGAGAUGUGCAGAGAAACUGCUUUGUGAUGUUGUUUAAAGAUAAUUAAAGUCAGUUUUAGGCUGUGGUGUGGGCUGAUGACUUAAAGUCUUGCCCCAAGGGACCUGGGUUAGAGUAAAUUAUCCAUGGAGUUCUUCCAAACCAUUCACACAGCACUGAAAGUGACAAAAAAACACAGCCUCCUUUAAUUACCUGUUGGUGUGCCUCUUAGAUUGUAAACCGUUUGUGAAACAUUUUCAAUUUACACAGUUAAUAUAUAAAAGAGGACCUAUGCCAUCAUUCAGCUUCUGCUCUCAUCCUCUUUACCCUUUGGAGCCACACCAACAUUUCUAACUCACCAUGUUUAUCCAACACUGUGGAGGAUGUGAGUUUAUGUAAAUUUAACCUUAGUCUCUGGGGAAAAUGAGGAUGGAGUAUCAUGCAAAUCCCACAAGAGGACACAAGUGAGCCGUGGGAAAAUAUGGGUGCCUUUAUUAGUCAAUAGUGAAAUUGCAUUAUGAAGAAGGCAGGAACAGGUAGUGGCAGCUGGGAAAAGUCCCACUAUAUUAAAAAUAGUACAAGUACAAGUACUUUUACUCCAAGGAGCGAAAUUUAGAUGUAGAAUGAUUGUGACAAAGUGUAGAUAGGAAUGGAAAAAAAUGUGUAAAAAUCUGGAUCAUGAAAAUUUAGAGUAGAAACUUUCACAUCUCCUUUGACGAAAAUAAAAAAUGUUUUUCCCUAAAUGAUUUAAUUUUUAGAGCAGCAUCAUUGAGAUAUCAGUAUUGUAAAGCUGCUGAACUUAGAGUUGUUUAACAUACUUACAUUUUGUUAUGAGGAGAAGGGGCAGUCAUGAAAUCAGCUUUCCAUCUCAUGAUAUCGUGAUAACAGUAUUAUCGCAAUAUUUAUGUUAGACCCAGAGAAGCAUGAACUCAGAUAUUGUUUCUUGAUUCAUAAUAGAUCUUGAAAAUCAUCUUUAAAAGUGCCAUAUCAUUUUUUAAAGAGCUGCUGCAGCUAGCUCACUUGGGCUACUUCUUCUUCGUCCAUCCUCUGUUUUAUUACAACCAACGUAAACAAUCACGACUAUUUACUCAUUGUGUUACUGUAAUGCUUAUUUUUUUCAAUAAAUCAUUUAAUUAAAAAGACAGUUAUUGUCAAUAUCCAGCCCUAUGUGGAGCAAACGAAUAAAACUCUGGAGAUAAAUUACAUUUGGAAUUGCAGCAACAAGAGAAGUGAAAAAAAUAAGAAUAAAUAAAAACUUUUUGUACCAAAAAAGAGUUCUACCUUCAAGAGUUCCCACCACCAGUUUUACACAGUCCUAAAGUAUUUUGAGAAUCUGCUCAGAUAGAUGCAUCACUAAGACAUUUGUGAAGGCCAAACAGUGUUAAAAAUUCUCAAAAUUCCCCAUGCCCACACCAUCAAAGGGGCCCUCCAACAAAUCAAACUAACUUCUUUUAACUCAGUCAGUUUUGCUGAGCUGAUUCAAAAAGUACUGUAUGAUUCACUGUGUCAGCAGGUAAAACUCUACUUUUGCAAGUUUAGUGAGUGUCAGCCAUUGUACAACCACUGGGACCAAUCAGACUAACCUAAAAGAAAACUUGAUCAUGUACAAAAUCUGUUUUAUAUUUUAACACGUUUUUAUGCCCUGACAAUGAGCUCUUGACACUGAGUCUAUCUUUUGUCUUAAUUGUUGCUCUUAUGUCUCUAAACUUGCUCUUAUGACCACAUUAUGAGACUUAGGGCUCUAUUUUCGUGUACGCCGGUGAGGCGACGGAGGGUGACGGACCCCGGGCAGUUGUAUUUUAGUCUGGGGGAGCCCGGCGUACAGCCAGUUUGGUAUUUUCAUGGAUUGAGGCCCACGGAGGCGAGCUGAGAUCCGCCAAGCUGGGCGUGGUGGCGUGGCAGGGGGAGGUGUCGACAGAAUCAGCUGGCGCAGUGACAUUUUCGUGCUCGCCAGUGGCGUACAAAGUGCGCUGAAAGCUCGCCGAUUCAAACCUGGUCAGCUUUCAGUGCAAGCGAAACGCAGCUGGUCUAGUGGUAUUAUGGUAGACCGGCGGCGUAUCGGCAUACGUCACCGAUGCCUCACCGACAGGUUUCCACAGUGUCAGGAACAUUUCAGUGCAAUAAAUAAUCAUCAACAACUAUUAAUCUGAGUAAGCACAUACAUUUAGAUCUAUAUAGAUAUAUUCUGAUCUAUAUCUGAUCUGAUGAGCACGUUUGGCACGCGCUUGGACACACAACCUGACCGAAUCAACACAGCUGAAACCGCAUUAAAUUAAAUGAAAUUAAAUUAAAUUAAAUAUCUAGUAAAUAAACACACAUGAUGAAGUUAACAAGAUGUGCGAUUCGUCUCCCUCCUUUUCUUUCUUCCUCUUAUUUCUUGCGCAGCUCGACCUGGACAUAUCUCCGUGUCCUCUCUCUGUCCUGCUGCAGCAGCGGCUGAACAGAUGAUUAGUUUCAGCGUUCAGAUGAGUUAUUUACUUUAAGCCUACAUGCGGAUAUUAUAAUAUUCAGUUUUGUGAGCCAAAAUUAUUUUAUUUGCCAACAUCUAUGAAAGAAACAGCCAGGCCAGGGAGCGUGAUGCGUCAUUUACGCACAGAUGGUUCCGAUUUUAAUGCCAUUUAUGGAGUUUAUGUUGUGAUCUAUGCGCACAACCCACCUUUGUCACGUGAGGUUUGAAUAUAUGCAACUUUAUGUGAGUGUCUUUAUUUGUGGAAAAGGGUGUUUGUCUUACCAGUGGGUCCAACAUUACACACACCAAAUCCAUCUGUGCUCAGAUGAGAGAGUGUGGAGGACGCCCAAUGCAGCGCUUACAGUGACACUUGUUGAGGAGCUGCCUUCUGUCGCCGUCAUGUGGCAUUACUGUCUUCAGACAUCUCUUGAUCUCUUUGACUACUUCACGAAAAUAGUAAUACGUCUCGCCGGUGAUGGAUUUAAAGGCAAGGAGAGGAGCUUAUGUGAUUGGUGAAAACAGGUCUCGGCUGUGUUAAACCCACUCCACGCCCUCUCUCCUCCCUCGCUACGAUUUACGCCGGCGGGAGGAGCUGAGUUAGGGAGGGGGGAUACUUACGCCGGGCUGCGCCGCCCACCGAAAUACCAAAUUGUGCUUGGGAACGCCUUGUCGGCGCGGCGGACCUGACUUACGCCGCGCCUGCGGCACGCCUCCGGUGAGGCACGAAAAUAGAGCCCUUUGUGAGCUGUGCAAGAUGGUGGCAAACUCACAGAGGUAAAAAGCCCUCAUAUAUUUACUCCCUUUGAACCCCUUCUCAAGCCUGGAUCUGAAUAAGAAAUAGGAAGUUUUACUUUGACAAGGAAACUUGUCAGAAAUGAAAUGUGUAUGUUAUUGAAUUGAGCUUUUGUGAAGUUUGGAUUAAGCAGUGAUUGUCAGGAGUUAUAGUUGCUGCUGCUUUGAUUUCCACAGCCGACUUCUUUUCACCUUUUCGCACUCAAAAUUAGUGAGUCAUUAUUAUUCGAAAUACACUUGAAAGUCGGAAGACUUAUUCUAACUCAAGGGCAAAUCCCAGCAGAGCUGUUACAGCAUCAAAUCUGGAAUGAAAAGAGUACUGGCUUACCUAAUAACUCUCUCAUUGUUCACACUGAUACCUGUUCAAACCAUAGACUGUAUAUACUAUGGACAACUUGGUUCCGCCUCCCGCCUGUAUACAGAUUUGAAGCCAAAAAGCUCUCUGUAUUAUCCAGCAAGGAGGCGGACGGUGUCCAUUCUAUAUACAGUCUAUGGUUAAAACACAAGGAGGAGCUGCAGCUCUGCUUUGACCACAAAUCACUCCAUCACACCACCAUUUUACCUGCUAUCAAUUAAGGACUAAAUUUAUAGUGUGUGUGCACAAAAGAUAAAGGUAUUGCAAAAUCUAAAUCUGGAGACAGUAUCAAAUUUAGUACAUCACCCACCACCACUCUGUAGCUUUGGGCUGGAUUUAGCAAAUGCAUAAAAAAAUAGUGAUUCCACCAGAACAUAUCUGUACUUGAGUGGAACAAAGAAGUUUAUUUGCUGUCAGGUUCAUGUUGAGACAAGAGGAUUGUUGGUCAAAUUUGCAGUUACAGUUGUUUUUGGACUGCAUAAACACUAAAAUCAAAAGUCUUAUACAAUUAUCCAAGGCUCACACUGAAAAAGCAAAACACCGGACCAGAUUAGCACAACCAUAAGCACAAUAUCAGCUUCACACUUUUUGCAAACCACUGCACACAGUGAAUUGCAAAACACUAAAUACGCUUGUAUACAUUAGACACAGAUGCAUACCAUGAUGUCACUUCCUUGCAAAUUCCAAAGCACUGACUUUCAAAUGACCACACUCAUUAGCCAAUUGAUUAAACACAACACAGCACCAAAACAUGAUUGCUUAAUUGUAGACACACCAAUCAGGUUCAAGCACUACAAAAAGGUAGGUGCCCCUAAUCCAGGCCAUGGAGGAGGCCUGUGACCAAAUUGAUGCUAUAGCCAUUCAACAAAGAUGGAUUGGACAUGCAUGGCAGUUCUUCCCUCCUUGUCUUGCUAAUGAAGAUAACACCUGUGAUGUUGUUGAAAUUCUCUGGCCUGAUCCAGCUUGGUGAAAAGAUAAUCCCUAAAAUAUCCCCUGCUGGAUUUUCUUUUCUUUUUUGUCAGUUUUUUACCCAAAUCUUUUUAUAGUAAUUUUUUUUUGUUUGUGUGUGUAAUUUUAUUUUAUUUUUUAGAGUUAUGCACACUACUGUUGUAGCAUGGACAUCUUUUGUUGAACAUUUGACUGAUUUAGGUAUAUAUAGAGAUAUAAAUUAUAUGUUCAUCAUUCUGCAGCAUUGGUCUUGUUAUGCAUUUGGUGAAUUUUCUGUAUUGUAUAUUUGGACUUUCUCUGUGUACUUCACUUACAUUUCUCAAAUCACUGAGAAGUAGAAUUGCUACAAGUGUUUUAGGUUUAACACAGCAGGGUGUAACUGGUUCAGACAGAAUUAAGUCAUUGUGUGUAGUGUAAGCACGUGUGUAGUGUAAGCACGUUUUUGAUUAGAGGGCUAUGACAUUGUGCUUAUAGUUGUGCUAAUCUGGUCUGGCAUUUUGCUCCUUGAGUGUAAGGUUUUGAUAAUUGUGUAAGACUUUUGAUUUUAGUGUUUAUGCAGUCCAAAAAAACUGUAAGCACUUGAAAAAAACUGUAAGUUUCAGAGAUUUCCCAGAAGUUAACAGAUAUUGGUUGAAGUUGUGUGAAUUCAAUGGUAUCAUCCCAACUUUCUUGAAAGACUAACUUUUGUUCUUGUCAACUUUUAAAAAUUUUUAAGCCUUCAGUGUGAAAACUAUGAUGUUGCUAGUUGUGAGGAUAUGUUUCUUACAGGUUAAGUCUAAAAGUGUAAAAUUUUAAUAAAAACGAGAAAGAAAAGUUAAGUUUGACACCAGUAGAAAUCUUCAUUGAGCCUUUUAUGAAGCUAAAUUGUCUGAUAGCAUUUUAAAGUAAAUCUGUUUUUUUUUUUCCACUUUAUAGAGGGCCUCCAGUGUUGAAUAAACCCACAGGAGAAUCGCAGCAGGAUGUGUUGACAUCGCCUUUGGCUCCCCCAGUUUCCCCUGAAAUGGAGCUCUUUUUGCAGGGCUUAAAUGCAUCCCACAACAUCAGCAUGCUAACCAACGCCACUUGGAAUUACACCAGUGACCAAGUCACUGAAGUCAACCUUAUUGACAUUUUGGGUCCAAAACGAUCCCCUUUCUUCCUCCCUGUGACUAUUGUUUACCUCCUCAUUUUCCUCGUUGGCUUGUCUGGGAAUCUGCUAACAUGUGCCGUGAUAGCAAAGCACAAAAAGAUGCGAAAUCCCACCAACCUCUACUUGGUGAGCUUGGCGAUGUCGGACCUCUUGGUGCUUUUGUUUGGGAUGCCACUGGAGAUUUACGACCUUUGGCAGAACUACCCAUUCCCGUUUGGCGAGGCCGGGUGCUACUUUAAGACCUUCCUCUUCGAGACAGUCUGCUUUGCUUCAAUACUCAACGUCACCGCUCUGAGCGUGGAGAGGUACAUCGCCGUAGUGCACCCGCUCAAAACUCGCUACCUGUCAACCAACCAGCAUGCUAAGCGGGUCAUCACCAUCGUGUGGGUGGUAUCGAUGACCUGUGCCAUUCCAAACACCUCACUGCAUGGCAUUUUUUACCUACCAGAGAAGAUGGAGGAGUCAGCCAUUUGCACCGUGCUGAAGCCUCUGUGGAUCUAUAACAUGCUCAUGCAGAUCACCACUGUUUGCUUCUUUUUUGUGCCCAUGAUGGUGAUUAGCAUCCUGUACCUGGUGAUGGGGCUACAUUUAGGCAGAGAAAAGCGGCAACCAAGCAGGAACUUUGGGAAGAACAGCGGCAGCUUCACACGAAAGAAGAACAGCGUGAUGGGACGAAGACGACAGGUUAACAAAAUGCUCUGUGAGUAUUUUUCUUAUUCUCUCCUUCUCUUUUGAAAAAACUAGACACACAGCGGAGGUCUGCCAAGAUCUCAGAGUAGAUCCUCUCUAAUCUCUGUUGUCAAUGCCAAGGCAUGUUUGCAAAGAUAAAGCACGAGGAAAACACAAAGCAAAUAAUGACAGAGGAUGGGCACUUCUUUGUUUGGAUCAUUUGUAUUCUGAAGGGCAUCUGAUUGUUUUUCAUCCUCUAAGCUUCAGGGUUUAAUGAAAAGUCGUGUGCAGUUUCUUUACAAUUGAUUUGUUCUUUUGUCUGCUGUCAGGAGACUUAAAUGAAACUAUAUUUAGUUUAGAUGGAUGCAUCAAUCAAAUCAUUCAUCCACCACAUGAAGCUAAAUAACAGCCAGUUUUCAUAUCCAGUACACUCAUCUGAAAAACAACCUCUUUAUAGGGAAGUUUUUCUUUCUUUGAAUGAGUUAAAGUUUCACAUCAAGGUGAUAUUAUGAACCAAGGUAAGAGCAAAAGUGUUUGUUUUUUUUCAGGAGGGGGGCCUCAGGUAUUUCUUGAAUAAAAAUUAAGAGUACGUCAACGUGCCUUACUUCUGAUUCUUGGCUCCAUAACCAAUAAGGCAAACCUUGAUGUAGGGUGAAUGAAGAACUAUAUUUCAAAAUAAGGCGCUAGCUUUUGUCAGAUGUAAAUCAGAGACAUGCAGGUGCUUGAUUUGAGUCCUUGCUUGUUAAACCAUUAAGUGCAUUCUUGUCAGUCUGUCAGUGUAUCAUGUUGAAAUAUUUGAUACCUUUGGUGACUAAUCAACCUCACCCUUGCAACUCUAUAACAUCCAGAUUCUUUGUUUUUAAUGUUUUAUUCAUGCAAAGUCUUUGCAACCUUAAAAAUCAGCCGUGUCUUAAAUUCUGCAUCCUGAAGACCUGAUGUUUUCCAGAUUAUUUUAGGACUUAUCAGUAGAGGUUGUCUUUUGAGGGCCUAAAUAGAUACUGUUAAUAGUUCAUGAUAUCAAGAACUGAUAUUUGGAACUGAAAUGCGUGAACAAUAAGAAUAAAAUACUGGACCGAUUGUGGGUCUGGGCCAACUGUAAAAUCCAACAAUUGAUUGAUCACCUUUACCGAUAGAGUCAACUAAUUGACGACCACUUGAGCUCUGCUGUCAGUGUGUCCUUUCUUCAGGGUCUGUCUUCACUCUGUCAUUUUAUCUCACCUAAUGUCCCACCUACAGCACUAUAUGAUUGUCUAGAUGUCACAUGACCUUGUGAUGUGACUGUAAGCAUAAGUGGUCAACUGGUUAUCCCUGUAGUUGAUCUUGAAAAUAAUAAUUUUGCUGAAUUUCUGCCUCAGAUUCACCUCUUUGCCUGAUUUCAUGUUAAUUGAAAGUUGAGUCAGCAUUUCCAGUAUGGUGCCUGCAUGAUUGGAAUUCAAAACAUCUCCCUAUAAAACCAAUGGCGAUUACGUCACAAAGACUGUCUUGAUUAUUGAAACAGCCAAUGCACACACCUUAUAGUGAGAAAUUGCUGGUGCAACAGUCUCACCCAUCUGUUUGUGCAGCAGUAUUUCUUGUUCUCAAACUUUUGUUCAUUCAUAUGCAUAAGGUUACUUUGACUGUGAGGGGAUCGCAGAGGAUAAUAUGGGAUAUAUAUAUAUAUAUGGUAUAUAUAUAUAUAUAUAUAUAUAUAUAUAUCUUAAUUAUUACAUUUAUUAAGUUCUUAAUAUUAGGACCCUUAUUGUUAUAACUGCAUUUUGCACUUUCUGUCUUGUCUGUGAUGCUGCUGUGACAAAAAAAAUUUCCCCCAUGGGGGAUCAAUAAAGGAAUAUUCUAUUCUAUUCUAUUCUAUUCUAUAUAUAAGAGUUAUGGUGCAGUGCUUUUCAAGGUAUGAACAGUGAAUAGGAGUGUCCUGCACAGACAGAUCUAAAGCCGCGUUCAGAUCAAACGCGACUUGAAGCAACCUAGUCGCAUUGGUCGCUGUAAUCGCGUCGCGCCCUGGUGUGUUCACACCAGGUCCAAAGCUGCAGACGCGGCUGGUCGCAGGACGCGGCUGGUCGCAGGACGCGGCUGGUCGCCGCUGGUCGCCGCUGACCUGCUUCUCCCACCUUCCUUCUCCCUCCUUUUCUCCCUCAUGUAGACAUCCUGCAGCCCCUUCCAGCGCUUGCGGCACACAUCCACUGCAAAGACACACAUACACACACACACACACGUUGAAACAUGUAGCCUAGCAAGCAGGGUCAGUUUGCUAUGUUUUCAGAAAAUAGUCUGCUCACUGAAAUAAAUAAACAAACAAACUUUCCAGAAAGCCCGAUAUCACUGGCCACCUUCGCCCAUGCUUCCUCCUUGGAGAUGCGGUCCCGGUAGAAUGCGCACCCCACGUCGUAAAGGACCGGGUGAUAACUCACAGCAGUGAUAAGCUGCUCCUCCAUGGUGAUUCUUCUUCUCCUCCUCCUUGCUUCGCAGGUGUGUUGACGUCAGCAGAGCCCUGAUGGCUGUCGCGGCCCGGAGUCGUGGAAAGUUGCGACUCCGUGGGAGCGCCGUGACUUGGCGUCCUGCGAUCUCGGGCUACGCGACGUUGGCGAACCUGCGUGUACUGGUUGCGUAGGUCGUGUCGCCGGCAGCCGGCGGUCACCAAGUCGCAUCAGGUCGCGGCUGUACAUAGACUUUGCAUUGGUAGGCGUUGCUCAAGUCGCCGAGGUCGCGUUUGGUCUGAACGCGUCUUUGGAGGUGUGAGUUUGAGUAUGAGUAUGUGUGUACAUGACAUGAUUGACUUAAAGCCAGUGUGGAUGGACAGGGCUGACAAUCACUGGACUAAUAAUGUGCAGGGGGAAUACAUCAUGGAGCACUGAGGCGUCCUUUAAUUUCAUUCAUUUCUUGGACCGUUGGGGUUUGGAAAUAAUGUGUGUUCUUACUGUACAGGCUCAAACAGGCUGCUGAGUAAAUGAGCUCUCAGUCCAUUGACAUUUUUUCAGUCUUUUGGGAUUUGGAAAUAAUGGGCUGUCAGAACAAUAGUAUGGCACUGGGACAAGAUGAUAGAGAAAAGAUGAUAGAGAAUACAAAUGUAGUGCUGUGUAACAGCAUGGAAUAAGAUUAUUUUACAGACUUAUAGAAUGCUAAAAGGCAAAAAGUGCUUAACAAAAGCUCAGGUAGAGAAAAACUCACAAACUCAGCUGUUUUGAAAAAGGAAAGAAAGUACAUCACCGAUGUACUCAUUAUUGAUGCCUUUUUUUGUUGUUGGAGAGUUUGAGAUGCCUCCAUGUGCCUAAGGAAGCUAAAACUGUGAGUUUGAUGCCAUAUGGCUAUAAUCAUCAACAGCCAAACAGCCUGCAUCUCCUUUAGAGAGAGAUCCUGAGAGCGCAGAGCGAGGAUUAAUGAGAGAGAUCAGACAGCAGCUCCUGAAGACAAACAGAUAAAGAGAUAGAUAGAUAGAUAGAUAGAUAGAUAGAUAGAUAGACUGAUAUAGUGCCUUGAAAAAGCAUUCAUACCCCUUGAACUUUUUCACAUUUUGUCACUCUACAACCACAAACUUAAAAAGUAUUUUAUUGAAAUUUUUGGUUAUAGACCAACACAAAGUAGCACAUAAUUGUGAAGUGGAAUGAAAAUGAUACAUGGUUUUAAUAAAUUUCAACAAAUACAAAUCUGAAAAGUGUGGUGUGCAUUUGUAUUCAGCCCCCUGUACUCUGAUACCCCUAAAUAAAAUGCAGUGCAAUUAAUUGCCUUCAGAAGUCACCUAAUUGGUUAAUAGAGUUCACUUGUAAUUUAGUAUCAGCAUAAAUACAACUGUUCUGUGAAGGCCUCAGUGCUUUGUUAGAGAACACUAGUCAACAAAGAGCAUCAUGAAGACCAAGGAACUCACCAGACAGGUCAGGGAAAAAGUUGUGAAGAAGUUUAAAGCAGGGUUAGGUUAUAAUAAAAUAUCAAAAGCUUUGUACAUCUCAAGGAGUACUGUUCAAGCCAUCAUCCAAAAAUGGAAGAAGUAUGCUACAACUGCUAACCUACCAAGACAUGUCCAUCCACCUAAACGGACAGACCGAGCAACGAGAGCACUGGUGAGACAAGCAGCCAAGAGGCCCAUGGUCACUCUGGAAGAGCUGCAGAAAUCCACAGCUCAUCCCCGCUGUGAAACACGGUGGUGGCAGCCUCAUGCUGUGGGGAUGCUUUUCCUCAGCAGAGACAGGGAAGCUUGUCAGAGUUGAUGGGAGGAUAUUCAUGUGUUAGAAUGGCCAUGUCAAAGUCCAGACCUAAAUCCCAUUGAGCAUCUAUGGCAAGACUUGAACUUGAAAAGUUCACAGACGCUCUCCAUCCAAUCUGGCUGAUCUUGAGCUAUUUUGCAAAGAAGAAUGGGCAAAAAUUUCAGUCUCUAGAUGUGCAAAGCUUGUAGAGACAUACCCCAAAAGACUUGCAGCUGUAAUUGCAGCGAAAGUUGGCUCUACAAAGUAUUGACACAGGGGGUCUGAAUACAAAUGCACACCACACUUUUCAGAUUUCUAUUUCUUUAAAUUUUUGAAAACCAUGUAUCAUUUUUGUUCCACUUCACAAUUAUGUGUUACUUUGUGUUGGUCUAUGACUGAAAAAUCUCAAUGAAAUACUUUUAAGUUUGUGGUUGUAGAGUGACGAAAUGUGAAAAAGUUCAAGGGAUAUGAAUACUUUUUCAAGGCACUGUAGAUAGAUAGAUAGAUAGAUAGAUAGAUAGAUAAAUAGUGAGCAUGUCAUUAUACUAUGAUUAAGUACUAACUGUGGCCAUAUAACGGAGUUAUAGACAGCUUUGGUUUCUCCAUUCAAAAGUAUCAUCUCUGAUAUCAGGGACUUGCCAGACUUCAACUAUGACAAGGGUGGCCCAGCAGGGGCACUGGCUAAACUUUUUACCUCCACUAAUCAUAUCCACUUAGACUAAUAACAUUAAAGAAAGCCUACUAUACCCAUUUUCAGCUUUCAUUAUGUCAGUAUAGGACACCCGUAGAGUAGCUUUGCUUGAUUUGCAGCUUUAAAACCUCCUUUUUUACGUAAUACUGACAUCAAGCACCCUUUAAGUCAAGUGCGUCUUUUUUGCCACUGUACUUUUAGUCAUAAAGUACACUCUUUAUUAUUUAUUAAUAAUGCAUGUUUAUGCCUGAUCUUCUGUCUAGAUAAGUCUAUUUGUGGUGCCUUUUCCUUCUUUGUCCCUGUGUCUUUUGUUGUGUACAUCUCUCUUUUGUGCCCAUGAAGAUGGAAAAGGGUUUAUUUCAAAGUAAAUUUCUGUAACAAUGUGCCAGGUGUAAGUCUUUCUGUGCUUCCACCCAUAACCCCAGUGUUGUAUUUGAUUUCCCUAGAAAAACUGACAAAGACAUUGAAAAUACACAAACACAUUCAAAGGGAAAAAAAUGAUUUUCUCUCUGUUUGAUCUUUCAGCAAUUGUUGUAGCUGUGUUUGGGAUCUGCUGGGCACCUUUCCACAUCGAGCGGCUCCUGUGGAGUUCCAUCAGCCAGUGGACGGACUUGAUGCACAACAUUUAUCAGUACGUCCACAUCCUGUCAGGCGUCUUCUUCUACCUCAGCUCAGCAGCCAACCCCAUCAUCUACAGCCUCCUCUCCACCCGCUUCAGGGAGUGUUUCAGGGAACUGGUGUGUUCCCAAGCUGAGGACAGCAGCUCUGUCAGAGACUCACCGCCGUUCCCUAAGAUUUUACUGGAUGCAGAUCCAGUGUCAAGCUCCAGAUCUCAGAUUGAUGGGAAGCACUCAAAUGCUGUAAUCCCUCUGCUGUCUCCUGACAUGACUCUGAGCAUGGACUCUACGAUUCUCACAUGUGCAUGUGACGAGACAACCUGCAGGACCUCAGUGUUUUAACUGAGAGUUGUUUAAAUAAGCUGAACAAGAAGCAACACAGACAGUAUAAUUUGAAGGAAAAGCUGGACAUUUGAGGGAAAUCUACUCAUUUGAUCGCUUAAAAAGUCAGAUAAGAGGACAGACCAGCAGCAAACUCUGGUGCUGAAAGUGAAGCUAGUGUGAAGUGCAAAAACUGCAGUUCUUCAUUUGUCCACUAGAGGGUGGCUUCGAAAGUGGAUGAAAACUCCAUCAGUUCAUUAGAGUUCAUGCAUUUGUUCUGACCCUAGCUGCUUCUGUGUUCAUGUCUAGAUUGGUCAAAGUUAGUCGGAGUCAGUAUAGCUGCUAUUGUGGGCUCCAGAAAUCACUUGGUGAGACUAUGACGACAAAUAGCUAGUACUUCAAAUAUAUAUUUAUAUGACACGAUAAACCAGUCCUUUUCAAUUAGGGAGGAUUAGGGCCAAAUUUAGAAAGAAAAAUAUUAAGAUUUUGAAAUUGAAGUGUAAGUGUCACAUCAUAAUACAGUCCACUUAUUGUCAGCUGAAGCCAUCUGUAGACAACAGAAGUUAAAAACAUCAGUUGCUGUUUGUUUGUGAUGCUUAAAGUCACAAUAAUAAAAGAAAAAAAAAGCAAUAUCAAGAGAUUAAAGUCAUAAUGUAAUUAGUAUGUCAUAAGGAUUAGAAAAUUAAAACUAAUUACAACUCUAUUCUCUUAACAUUUUGACUUUGUUCUUGAGAUCUGAAGUUGUUUUUCUCCAUGGUGCCCCUAACAUGCUUUCUACACUCUCUAAUCAACUUUAAAUCUCUCAGUUUAUUGAUUGUAGCAGUUGGCAAAGUACACACAUUUUGAAUUGAAAAUAUUUGGCUAAACAUAUUAAAUUGCAUUUCCCUGUUUCCAAUAGGCUGAUUUUCAAUCAUGUCCAAGUGGACAGCCCAGGUCAAGUUUAGCUGCAGGAAAACAUUAGAUAUUUAAUACUUUAGAAAUAUUUUUUAUACUGCAGACAAAGCUGACUGAUGUGUAGGCAGCCAUUUGAGAGUGUUAAAAAAUUGAUGAGGGGCUGCGUGUAUCUCCACUUGAACAGACCUGGGUCAGUCCAACUUUGCAGAAAGUCUAGAAACCAGAAGAAGCCUGACCGUGAACCUUAGAAAAAAUAAUGACACAUCGGGCCAUAUUUUUGUAAAAACAACUUCAUGCUUAGUGUCCAAGUUUUGGACAAAGCAAAUGCUCUUGUGGCCAUGAUACGAUAUGAUAUGAUAUGAUAUGAUAUGAUAUGAUAUGAUAUGAUACAAUACUAUACUAUCUUAGUUUCUUAUUACUUUCUUAUUGUCAGGGUUUUGAACUUAUCUUACCUCUCACCAGCUCUAUUUAUGACAUAGAGAGCAGGGUACAAAAGACACGCAUUGGAAACAACAUUUGAAAAAUUAACCAUUACAUUCGGAGGCCUUUUAGGUACUUUUGAUCUGAGAUUCAUCUCCUUAUUUCAACCAUAUAAAUUGAUUGGUAUACAACAGAGUGCUGCAGUCUGAUCUGACUAAAAUGGAAACCCUGUAUCUUAGGUUUUGUUGUAAUAAUUAAUAUUCACCUUUCAGAGCAUAGUUAGGGACCAGCUUUAACAUUUUUUGUUAAUGCCUGAUUCAUACUGACAGUCAUUUGUGCUCCUAGGCUUGCUGGUCCUCAAAUGAGGUUUGAGAUCCCUUAUCUUGAGGCAGCAGAACAAAAACAACCUGUUGGCAUUCUCACGAAGCUUCUGAGUCGAAAAAUAUUUUUAAAUUAUGUUUUCUAAGAAUUUCCACCUUUAGAGUAUAGCUUUAAAGCUAUUCAAAGAUGAUCUUGGCCUUUAGAAUGUUGAGUGGUGAGGUGGAGUUCUGAGAGUGUUAAGUGUUUCUUAAGUGUCUGAAAGCUGGUGAAAUCUCAGACAUUUUCAUUUAACAGUGAAGGAGUUCAAUAAAUGCCAAAGACCUGAUUGUACUGUGAUCAUCUCCAAGCUAAUGAAACAAUGUCAUGUUGCCAGACAUGAGCAUGUAGAGUGAGUCCAGAUCACACACUGGUACUGAUCUGUGAUGCCAGCUGCCUAACUUCUAAAAGUAUGGAUAGCAGUUCAUUCAAUUAAUCAAAUACUAAUGAAUCAUUAUCUGAUCAGAUCCUAUCAUAAUAUUGAUCUGUGUUGGAGAGUCUGAAAAAGGUUGUGAGUAUGUGGACUGAUUUAUUACAGGUGCUGCAGUGUUUUCUUUAUGUUUAAAUGGUGCAUUAAUCAAAAAAAACUGGAUGCACUGUCACAGGCAGAUUCAGCUGUGCAGCUUCGGGUCACGUUUUUGUUUUUAUUUCAUUUCAGUACAUUACUGACAUUUCCUGUGUAGUUUCCUGCUUACAUUUAUCCUUGUCCUUGUCCUCUUAAUGUCCCUACCUCUGUGUCACCCUCCCUCUAAUGAGCUCCAUGUGUGGCCUAUUAUCCCCUCAUUGUUUGUGUGUGUCUAUAUUUCCUGUGUGUUUACCCUCUGUUGUUGUGUGACCUUGGUCCAGCAUACUAACUUGAGAGUUUCCUAGAAUUAUAAUUACUGCCUGUCAUAUUUUUUUUUUAUUAUUUGUUCUUUCAGGGUAGCAGUGAGGCAGAAAAUAUGCACUUGAACAUGGCAGCAAAGAUCAGAUAUCUUGCAGUACAAAAGCUUUAAAAUUGGAGAAGUGGCUUGUGCUUUCAAUGUGCAAUGGCAACAGGCAGUGAUCAGCUGUCAUACUCCCCCGUAAACUGCACAGCAAAUGAUAUGGGGCCAGGCUGAAUUCAGCUCAAUGUUACAAUCAGCCAUGCAACAAUAAAAAUCAGGUCAAAACUGUCUCAAGGUUAUACCUUGUCUGCACAAAAUGAUAAAUUAAGACAUUUAUGAAUCAUUAUGAAUCUCCUCUGUUGCACCCACUAAUUACCUUGAACAGGCAGGCUGUAAAUUCUGGAAAUAAACAUGAACAACACUUAAUUAGCAUUCCAGUAGACAGUUUAAUAUUGUUUUUACUGAAACUUGAACUAGUUGGUCUGAUCCUUUUAUCUGAUCUGAAGUGCAGACAAAGUGAACAGGUCUUUUUUCCAAAAAUGUCGGGCUAUUCUUUUAAAUUUAUGAAACGUCAUCAAAAUGCUUGUACUUGGGCUUGUUUUAUUUUAUUUGCUACUUUACAGUGCCUGCAUACUCCACCUGCUGUCUUACUCUGUGAUUGCUGAAUGCCUUGGAGAAAAAGAGGAAGAGUUAAAUUAGAUCUAAAAGAUGUAUUUGAUUAUUUUUGUUUCAUUUUGAAAAUCUGAUGUGGUGCUGGGGCUGUAAAACAGGUCAAAUGUUUUGCUUUGUUUGGUGGAGCUUGUUAAAAAACAACAACAAAAAAAACAAACAAAUGUAAUGCUUUGCUGUGGGCUUUUUCUGAUCUUGUUUUGUGUCUUGUUGCACGGUUGGCAAUCACCCUGUCCAUGAAUUGAUUGAUAGAUUGCAAACUCCUGUUGAAAAGUUGAAAAAAAAAAUAAAGGAUGUGUCUAUUAUAAAAGCAACACAAAUAAAUAUCAAAACAGUGCUUAUAUAGCUGUUUUGUAAUGUUAAAGCCUGUUCUUGUCUUCUUCGUGGUAUAAUUGAAGUGUUAUGCUGAAGAAUUACA